UCUUAAACAACCUGUUUUUUCACACAUACGAAAUAUCGUCGGGUUCUCAGCCUAAGCCAUAAAUUUCCACCAACCACCCAUGAAUACGAAAUCGAAUAGGAUAUGAGUUAGUUUGAUCCGAGCAGAGUUAUGAGUUGGCUUGCCCAUUGAUGGAGAUGAAAUCACUAUUACCUCUUCUUCGCAUGCACUUCGAUAUUAACGAAUGCUUCCUUCUUAUCCUACCUCGUUUGACCAAUUCAUUUUCCUCUAUAGUCUCUCUUCCUCUUUCAUCGCUAAUUCUCAGAGACUAGGAGCCAUUCCUUACCAGGUUAAAGCCUUGUGAUUCUGUAGCUGAAGAUGGGGAAAAAGCGUGUGAUGGUGCCAGUGGAACAGGUUGACUUAUCCACUGUCAAAUAUGAACAAGAGGGUAUCCAAGCUCCACACUUGACUGGAUUCCUGUUUAGGUUCUUUGUUCUGAUUGUUGAAGCACCACUGAUAGGGCCUUUGAUAAUAUCUACACUGCGGAAGUCGAAUAAGAUUGAUGAGUUGUUGCGGAACACUGUGAUACCAGAAGAACCCAUGUUCAAACCUGAAUAUCCACCUCAAGAAAAGGAACCUGGUGUUGUCAUUCUUGAUGAAGAUGGGAGACCUGAUGAUCGAGUUGAAGCUGCGUUGAAUUGUCUUCCGCAUUAUGAUCCUGCUGCAUGCUGGGGGAAUUCCUCUUUGCCAUUUCGGUACUGGAAAAUACGUGAUUAUGCUUAUGCUUAUCGAUCAGGAAAAGUAACACCAUCUAUGGUAGCAGAGAAUAUCAUUUCUGUUAUGGAGGAGAUCAGUAAUAAGAAACCCCGGGAACCACUAUUGAUAUCUUUUGAUGCUGAGGAAGUCAGGAGGCAGGCAGCUGCAUCUACUCACAGAUUUGAAGCAGGAAAUCCAUUAUCUAUUUUGGAUGGAAUUUUCAUGGCCAUUAAGGAUGACAUAGAUUGCUACCCCCAUCCAUCUAAGGGUGCUACUACAUGGAUGCAUGAGGUACGCACUGUUAAAAAGGAUGCUGUCUGUGUUUCAAGGCUGCGCAGCUGUGGCGUCAUAUUUGUGGGGAAGGCAAAUAUGCAUGAGUUGGGCAUGGGAACGACAGGGAAUAAUCCUAAUUACGGAACUACAAGAAAUCCUCAUGCACCUGAUAGGUAUACUGGUGGAUCUUCUUCAGGUCCAGCUGCAAUUGUAGCUUCUGGACUUUGUCCUGCUGCACUGGGAACUGAUGGGGGAGGUUCAGUCCGCAUUCCUUCUUCCCUUUGUGGUGUAGUUGGGGUUAAAGACAACUAUGGACGGACAGAUAUGAAAGGGUCAUUAUGUGAUUCUGGGACUGUGGAAAUUAUUGGACCCAUUGCUUCAACAGUGGAGGAUGUCAUGCUAGUGUAUGCAGCAAUGUUGGGUUCAUCACUUGCAAACAAAAUCAGUAUGAGACCGGUAAUUAAUCUUUAACUUUGGUUUAUAUUCUUAGAAAUAAGUAUAGAAGACUAAAAUUUAACGUUGAACUUCUAAUUGUAAAUUACAUAGAAGUUGGCUCAAAUAAAUUCUGUGCGGAGCUACAUAUUCUUAGCAUAGAAGUGGACUGGAGAAUAGGAAUAAAAAAGACGACUUUUCACUUAUAAUUUAGGAAAGGUAAGGAGACAAUUUUCAAAUUUCUAAGAACACUUUUCCGGGAAACGUUACCAAAAGUAUUUGUGAUAGCUUCUGUUUUCCUUGGGUAAUUUUUUUACAAUAUUAAACCAGGCCAUGCUUUUUUCUCGCAUACAUGUUUCUUUAUUACCUUUUUCAAUAUCAAAGCAGAUCUUCUGCUUCUUGUACAGAAUUACCAUGUGGUAGAUCCAUAUUUUUAUUCCUAGCUAUUCAGUUUUGUAUAUAUAUUUUUUGAUUUCAGGAAAUUAAAAUACAAGAUAAAAACAAUCUUCUAAAGACAAACGAAUUGUUUUCACUAAUGUUUUGCUUCCUUGAAAAUAAAGAGACUAGUAAAUUUAGAUUGUUUACACUUAUAUGGAGUGCUACUUCUGUGCAAAAAGCAAAGGAUCUGUUUUGAUUCCAAUAUCAUGCCUAGUCUUUUCUCAUCUUCUUUUCUUCAAAGUGAAUGAUAAGAUUCCAGAUAGCGUGCCCAUAAAGACUUAUUCAAGAAGGAA
Molecule: messenger RNA, 2150 nt
Organism: Prosopis cineraria
Lineage: Eukaryota; Viridiplantae; Streptophyta; Magnoliopsida; Fabales; Fabaceae
Product: fatty acid amide hydrolase-like
Biological process (GO): N-acylethanolamine metabolic process
Cellular component (GO): membrane
Molecular function (GO): N-(long-chain-acyl)ethanolamine deacylase activity
Source: RefSeq, a predicted model, not a curated record